Molecule: messenger RNA, 762 nt
Organism: Aplysia californica (California sea hare)
Lineage: Eukaryota; Metazoa; Mollusca; Gastropoda; Aplysiida; Aplysiidae
Product: sulfotransferase 1C2-like
Exons: 3
Coding region: 1-762 (253 amino acids)
Biological process (GO): sulfation
Cellular component (GO): cytoplasm
Molecular function (GO): sulfotransferase activity
Source: RefSeq, a predicted model, not a curated record
AUGGCGCUUCAGCAAAAUACGCGCUUUGAGCAUGGCACCUUAUCUGACUAUUUUUUGGACACUGUGGGACUGGAUAUUAUCCGUGAUACCUUCCCAACUCUGCCCUCACCUCGCGUCCUUGCCUCACACCGUUGGUUUCAGUUCCUGCCCAAACAAGCAUUUGAGAAGAAACCUCGUCUCGUCUACGUCCUGCGGAACCCCAAAGAUGCUUGGGUCUCCUACUUCAAGCUGUAUACCUCUUACAAGUCGGAGGACAUGUAUUUUUGUGGCAGCUGGGAGGAAUAUUUUGAACUACAGAUGAGCGGAGAAUUUGUAUGGGGCUCCUGGUUCCAGCAUGUGUUAGCUGUAGAACAAUUUAUCACUGAGCACCCAGAAUUUCCGGUAUACGUCAUCCAAUUCGAGAAACUCAAAGAGCGCCCAGCGGAAGUGAUACAAGAAUUUUGCCGCUUUCUGAAUGUACCGGAGGACAAGGCAAAGGAAAUAGCAGACGCCACAAAGUUUCAAAACAUGAAAAAGGAGGUCUUGAAAGGAGAUGGAGGGGUUUUGAUGAAACAGAUGUUCAAAGAUGAACAUCACGGUUAUCUUCGCAAGGGUAAUAUGGGGGACUGGAAAGAAUAUUUCACCGUGGAGCAGAAUAAGAGAUUUGAACAGAUGUUUCAGGAUAAAAUGAGAAGCUCCAAACUGGCAGAGAAAAUACUGAUGGCCACUAAUGGCGAGGGAACCUCCUCGGCCAAGCAGACGGAGGAGAAAACGCCACAAUAA